Messenger RNA from Enhydra lutris kenyoni (northern sea otter), 1833 nucleotides. RefSeq names its product carbohydrate sulfotransferase 9. The record is from RefSeq and is a predicted model, not a curated record. Gene Ontology annotation, cellular component: membrane. Gene Ontology annotation, molecular function: sulfotransferase activity. Gene Ontology annotation, biological process: carbohydrate biosynthetic process; proteoglycan biosynthetic process. The transcript has 5 exons. NCBI's taxonomy places the organism in Eukaryota, Metazoa, Chordata, Mammalia, Carnivora, Mustelidae.
UCUGAAAUGGUCAUGAACCCCAAACAAGUCUUCCUCUCGGUGCUCAUAUUUGGGGUAGCGGGACUGCUCCUCUUCAUGUAUUUGCAAGUCUGGAUUGAAGAACAGCACACAGGGAGAGUGGAGAAGAAAAGAGAACAAAAAACAACUUCAGGAUGGGAGCCAGUAAAUUACCUGUAGCCUGUACCCAGAAUCAUGACUAGAGAAAAAAUCCAGGAACAUGUCACCGACCAGAACUCCAAGUUCCAUAUAACUGAGGCUCCCAAGGGAAAAAAGGAAAAUCUUCUGCUCAACUCUGAGAGGCCAACUAGGCUCUUAAGGAAGACCAGCCACCCACAAGGAGAGGAUGGGGCUUUAGGUAAGACCACGGGGCCACCAACAAUUAAGCUGAGUGAAAAACAUGAAGGAAGUAGGACUGUUUUUAAGAAGUUCAACGAAAUGAAGUGGCCGUUGGACAUCCGCCCUUUAAACAAAAGUUUAGUCAAAGACAACAAAUGGAAGGAAACAGAUGUGGCCCAGGAGACACGCAGAUCUUUCCUUCAGGAGUUUUGCAAGAAAUAUGGUGGGGUGAGUCGUCCUCAGUCACAUCUUUUUCAUAUGGUAUCCAGGAUCUACGUGGAAGAUAAACACAAAAUCUUAUAUUGUGAGGUACCCAAGGCUGGCUGCUCCAACUGGAAGAGAAUUCUGAUGGUACUGAGUGGGUUGGCUUCGUCUGCAUACAACAUCUCCCAUGAUGCUGUUCACUAUGGGAAGCAUUUGAAGAAACUAGAUAGUUUCGACUUAAAAGGGAUAUACACUCGUCUGAACACCUACACCAAAGCUGUUUUUGUUCGUGAUCCCAUGGAAAGGUUAGUGUCAGCAUUUAGGGACAAAUUUGAACACCCCAAUAGCUAUUACCAUCCGGUAUUUGGGAAAGCGAUUAUAAAGAAAUAUCGGCCAAAUGCCUGUGAAGAAGCAUUAAAUAAUGGAUCUGGAGUCAAAUUCAAAGAGUUCGUGCACUAUUUGCUGGAUUCCCGCCGUCCCGUAGGAAUGGACAUUCACUGGGAGAAGGUCAGCAAACUAUGCUAUCCGUGUUUGAUCAACUAUGAUUUUGUAGGGAAAUUCGAAACUUUGGAAGAAGAUGCCAAUUACUUUUUACAGCUCGUGGGUGCUCCAAAAGAGCUGAAAUUUCCAAACUUUAAGGAUAGGCACUCUUCUGAUGAAAGAACCAAUGCUCAGGUCGUGAGACAAUAUUUAAAGGAUCUUACUAGAACUGAGAGACAAUUAAUCUAUGACUUUUAUUACCUGGACUAUUUGAUGUUUAAUUAUACGACUCCAUUUUUGUAGUUUGCAUACAUUUUCUAAAACCCUGUAUUUACUCCAUGAUGAUGGCCUCCAAUCAGCUAACUGUAAUUUUCCUACCAUUCUCUGUAAGAGAGAGAAUUUAACUAAGUGCAGUUGUCUCAAUUUAAUGAAGAUUUUUCCCAGAUAGUCUGACACCAAUUGGCACAAAGUUAUAGGAAAAUUACCUUACAGAGACGUGUAAACAACUUGAGUUGCUCUCAAAUGUUUGGGAAAUAGCUGCUUUUGCAUUAUGGAUUAUAUUAUAGAAGCAAUAACCUAGCCAGCUGCUGCAUUAGCUUCAACAGCCUCUUGCAAUGAUAGGAAAAAGGAUCUAAAAUAGCAUGAGUAUAUGUCUACAUCCUGGAAUUUGAUGUCUAAAGUGCAUGGAUGUAUUUUUAGCAGUCUGUGACAUACUACCUGCACACUGGAGAGUUUUCUGACACCCCAGAAAUCUUCCUAUCAACUGUGAUGAUAAAUCAAUUUUGAAAUAAUAUUUUGGACCUAGGCAUUUCA